Messenger RNA from Eubalaena glacialis (North Atlantic right whale), 276 nucleotides. RefSeq names its product small integral membrane protein 20-like. Lineage: Eukaryota; Metazoa; Chordata; Mammalia; Artiodactyla; Balaenidae. Gene Ontology annotation, cellular component: mitochondrial inner membrane. The transcript has 2 exons. Gene Ontology annotation, biological process: mitochondrial respiratory chain complex IV assembly. The record is from RefSeq and is a predicted model, not a curated record. Bases 1 to 204 code for a protein of 67 amino acids.
AUGACCCUGAACCUGCGCACCACGCUCAUUUUCGGCGGCUUCAUCUCCCUGAUCGGCGCCACCUUCUACCCCAUCUACUUCCGGCCCCUAACGUGGCUGGAGGAAGCUAAGAAGGAACAAGCCAUAAAUCGAGCUGGUAUUGUCCAAGAAGAUGUGCACCCACCAGGGUUAAAAGUGUGGUCGGAUCCAUUUGGCAGGAAAUGAAAAGGCUAUCACCACCUCUGAUUAUGAAAGUAGACAGAGUCUUCAUGCUUUCAGUUCUGCAGCAAGUACAAU